This is a messenger RNA of Phaeoacremonium minimum UCRPA7, 1026 nucleotides long. Its product is annotated as putative tat pathway signal sequence protein. The transcript is spliced from 3 exons. NCBI's taxonomy places the organism in Eukaryota, Fungi, Ascomycota, Sordariomycetes, Togniniales, Togniniaceae. Bases 1 to 1026 code for a protein of 341 amino acids. Gene Ontology annotation, biological process: mycotoxin biosynthetic process. The record is from RefSeq and is a predicted model, not a curated record.
AUGUGGGCGACGAGGCAGAUCACCAAAAAGAUCAAAUACUCGUAUGUCGACGACGAGGACAAGGAGAAUCUUGUAGCUCGCAAUAGCGAUGACAAGAGUGAGAACGCAGAAAGCGAGGACUCUGAGAUCCCAUACGGUCUUGGUCGGGAACGCCAUUCACGGCGACCUUUCGUCACUGGUAACAUCACAGGUAUUGUCGUCCUGUUGCUGCUCUAUGGACUGAGUAUCUUCGCUGCUGUGCUUGGGACACUUGCGGUCCAGAAUCGGGGAAAUAUCUUGCUCAAGAAAACAUCUGCCUAUUCGCCUGUGCUGGAUAAACUUCACAUCCCUCUUGUGAAGAAAAAGAUUGACGCAACUCUAUUUCCCGACCCAGCCAACCCGAACCACAUCUAUCGAAUGCCACCUAGUCCCGAGGUUGACGCGGCAUGGGAACGCAUCGCUCAUAUUGGGAUGCAUUCUCUCACAAGGCAUGAGGUCGAAGGAAUCGGCAAGAACGCAACGGAGUGUGCAAAGACGCAGCUAGACUGGGGGUACGGCCCAGACACCUAUAUGGCCGAAAUUGAUGUUUUCCAUCAAUUGCACUGCCUUAACUCGUUGCGCAAGACCAACAUCCUGCAUUACGACUACUACUGGGGAAAGACAUGGGGCUAUGAGCCGCCCGUCAUGUUCGAGUCUCAUGUCGAUCACUGCAUAGACAUCCUAAGACAGAACAUCAUGUGCAACGCAGAUGUAGAGAUGCUGACAUAUAACUGGCGUCUCACGCAGCAUAACCCAUUCCCGGACAUUGGUGCGCACAAGGUAUGCCGAGACUUCGAUGCACUGGUUAGAUGGCAGGAGGAAGUAGAGUUGAAGGACGAACCAGCCAAGUGGGCGAAGAUCGUCAAGCAUCCUGAUGCUGUAGAUCUUCCAAUGCCACCACAUCUCAACGAACUAGUGGCCACUAGCCACUCGGCGGACGGUCUCAUGUUAAAGAAAUUGACGGGAAUUACGAGACCAGACGACUGCCACGAGCAUCCAUCUCAGUGA